AUGGGGUCCUGUGCCAUUGUGAAUGACACCAACAUCUCGUCUAGCCUCGAGAGCAAUGCCACCGGAGUCACAGCCUUUUCCAUGCCCGGCUGGCAGCUGGCCCUGUGGGCCAUAGCCUACCUAGGCCUGGUGCUGGUGGCUGUGGUGGGCAAUGCCACGGUCAUCUGGAUCAUCCUGGCCCAUCAGAGGAUGCGCACGGUCACCAACUACUUCAUCGUCAACCUGGCCCUGGCCGACCUCUGCAUGGCUGCCUUCAACGCCACCUUCAACUUCGUCUACGCCAGCCACAACAUCUGGUACUUCGGCCGUGCCUUCUGCUACUUCCAGAACCUCUUCCCCAUCAUGGCCAUGUUUGUCAGCAUCUACUCCAUGACAGCCAUCGCCGCUGACAGGUACAUGGCCAUCGUCCACCCCUUCCAGCCACGGCUCUCAGGCCCCGGCACCAAAGCGGUUAUUGCUGGUAUCUGGUUGGUGGCCCUGGCUCUCGCCUUCCCGCAGUGCUUCUACUCCACCAUCACCAUGGACCACGGUGCCACCAAGUGCGUAGUGGCCUGGCCUGAAGACAACGGGGGCAAGAUGCUCCUCCUGUACCACCUCACGGUGAUCGCACUCAUCUACUUCCUGCCUCUCGUGGUGAUGUUCGUCGCCUACAGCGUCAUCGGGCUCACGCUCUGGAGGCGCACCGUCCCGGGACACCAAGCGCACGGGGCCAAUCGGCGUUACCUGCACGCUAAGAAGAAGUUUGUGAAGACCAUGGUGCUGGUGGUGGUGACGUUUGCCAUCUGCUGGCUGCCCUACCACCUCUACUUCAUCCUGGGCAACUUCCAGAAGGACAUCUACUGCCACAAGUUCAUCCAGCAGGUCUACCUGGCACUCUUCUGGCUGGCCAUGAGCUCCACCAUGUACAACCCCAUCAUCUACUGCUGCCUCAACCACAGGUUUCGCUCUGGAUUCCGGCUUGCUUUCCGUUGCUGCCCCUGGGUCACACCAACUGAGGAAGAUAAGCUGGAGCUGACUCACACCCCGUCACUCUCCGUGAGGGUCAACAGGUGUCACACUAAAGAGACUUUGUUCAUGGCUGGGGAUGUGGCCCCCUCAGAAACCACCAAUGGGCAGGCUGAGGGCCCCCAAGAGGGGAUGCCUCCUAACGUCUUGCCCUGGUUGCAUGGCGAGGCUUAGCGCUCUUCAGGAGGUACUCAGCCAAGUCCAGAUUGGAAAGUCUGGCCUAUUCCCCACCCUUCAAUACACCCAUUGAAAACAAGACUGGGUCAGAACUCUACAAAGGAUGCUGACUUGAAGAGGACUCAGCCACGCAUCUGAGAGCACUUCAGGGGACCCGGGAAGGGUCAGAGAAGACAGAGUGAGCUAAUAAUGAUCUGAUCUAAGUGCUCAAAGCCCAAACGCCUUCCCAGGGCAUACUCCAUAGUGCAUUCGAUGCAGGAUGGGAGGAAGCUGCAAACAUGAUGAUAAAAGGCAACGGAUUCCCUAGCCUCAGAAAGGAGGGACUGGUGGGGACUGUGGCACCCAAAGGUGACAGUGGCUGCUCAGCUCUGGACAAAUGUUGCCUCACAGUAAUAAGAGCCCAUUAUUGCCUGAUCUUCUAAACCUUUCAUGGGAAACUAGAAAACCACAUUUGUGUGUGAGACCUCCGGACUUGUUAAAUCUGGCUUACAUUUUUUUAAGUCUUUCUUUUUGUUUUAAAAAUU
Messenger RNA from Tupaia belangeri chinensis (Chinese tree shrew), 1706 nucleotides. It is a transcript of the gene TACR2, whose product is annotated as tachykinin receptor 2. Gene Ontology annotation, molecular function: substance K receptor activity. Gene Ontology annotation, biological process: G protein-coupled receptor signaling pathway; positive regulation of flagellated sperm motility. The transcript has 5 exons. NCBI's taxonomy places the organism in Eukaryota, Metazoa, Chordata, Mammalia, Scandentia, Tupaiidae. The record is from RefSeq and is a predicted model, not a curated record. Gene Ontology annotation, cellular component: sperm midpiece; plasma membrane. The coding region runs from base 1 to 1179 and encodes 392 amino acids.